UGCCAGGUCGCCUCGUGCUUUGGUUGUGUUGUAGCAUCUUUCUCUUUUACUGCGCGCUGCCUCUGAAACUACCAACUUCCACCUCACCAAACUGAAUGAGUUCAAAGACCUCAAAAACUCCGAAAAUAAGCCAGUUCUUUACUCCGACGAGCAAAAACGGUGAAAUGGAAGGAACGAAAGGAAAGAAGCGAGUUGUCGACAGCGCCAAGAAUGGAGCACCAAAGAAAGCUAAACAACAAAAAGUGGAGAGAGGAGGGAAAAAGAAGAAGGAGAAGUCUGCUAUCAAACGAGCAUCUUCGGCGUAYAUCUUCUUUUCUAAAGACUUCAGAAACAAAUUGAAAGAGGAAUGCGACAAGAAAGGCGAAGUCAUUCCUGGUGUGAACGAAGUAGCUAAACUUUGUGGAGAGCGUUGGAGAAAAAUGACGGACGAAGAUAAAAAGCCUUUCCAAAAACUGGCGGAUUUAGAUAAAUCUCGCUACCAUAAGGAGAGUGGUAAGGGGGAUUUGCCCGCAAAAGAUUCAGAUAAACCCAAGAGAGCUCCGACUGCAUAUUUUAUAUUCUUGGCAGAAUUUAGAAAGAAGAUGGCUGGUGUUGAAUUAGAAGAUGGACAGAAAAUCCCUGCUCUCGCUGGUGAAAAAUGGAGGUCAAUGACCGACAAAGAUAAAGAACCUUAUGCAAAGAAAGAAGCAGAAGAAAAAAAGAAAUAUGAGGCUGCUAUGGAAAGUUACAGGGAAAAGAUAAAGGAUGCUCCAAAACCAGAAAAGAAAUCAAAGCCCAAAAAGAGAGAAGAGCCAGAAGAAGAAGAGGAAGAUGAAGAAGACGAUGAUGAUGAAGAUGAUGACGAUGAUGAUGAUGACGAUGAUGAUGAGUAGUGCUGUUCCAUGAUAUCAUCCUUCAUGUAAAGUAGAUAUAGURUUUAUAACCUCCAGUCGCUGGAUACUUUGGAUUUAUACUCUUUAUAUUGACACUGCUGGUGAUGCCAGUCAAAGUUUUUCUCUCUGAUUUGUGUGUUUGCCUUAAAGAUAUAUUUUAUUUUUGUGAAAAUUGUAGUAUUUUGUCAGUGCUUUUGUGUCGCACAGUGAUUUUAAUAACUCAUUUCAAGCAUGAGUGUUACUUAUGAAUAGUUGACUUUUUUACUCAGUGUCUCUCACUCUCUGCUUUUGAUUACUGGUACAUAUCAGGACUCAUUCUAUAGGUAUAAAGAAAAACAAAUAUGGCUGAACCAUAGCCAUGGCUUAAUAUCCAGGUGUGUAACUCAAGAAAACAUCUACACCCCUCCCCUUUUGGGGGUGGUUUAGGAAAUUCAGAAUAGGUAAACAUAUAGUAUUAAUAAGUAUUAAUGAACCCUUGAAAUUCUAUUGAAUGCAAGGCUAACAUGGUACAAAAAAAAUGCCACAAACUCCAUCUAGAAACAGUGUGAUUUUGUUUGUAUUUUCAUGUUAGCCUUGCGCCCAAGAUCAUCCAAGAAACUUUUGGGAAGGUUCCAUUCAAGUAACUGUGUUUCAGAUUGUUUGUGAGAGAAAGAAAAGGAAGUCAAGUCCCUCAAACCCCUUAAACCCCUCUCCUCUCUCCCUUAAACAAAGUGGGUAAAUUCUAGAAUUUUCAGAGUUUCUGUAUCAGAGGGGGGUCAUUGUCAAAUGUUACUCAUGGGUGAAUUUUGGAUGUUUUCUAGAGCUAUACAUAGGUAAAAAGGUGGAGAUCUAAUAGCCAUGUUUGUCUUUUAUGAGGAUUCAUUUCAAAAAAUUUUGCAAAUCAUGAGGAAUGUUAAUUUCGCCAAGCUGAAUUUCGUUGGAACGUGGCUUACAUUUAGCAAAGAUGUUCAUGUCCUUACUGCUUUGCUAACUUUACUUGUUUUUUGCUGGUUUGCAAUUUAUGCAUCUUGGUGAAGUGUUCAUGUUUUUUUCAGUCAAACCAAUUAUCUUAACAGUACUGCCGCCAUUACAAAAAUCAUAGAAAGUUAGAGCUCUGCAGUCAGUAUAUGUUACAAGGGAUUGAAUGAGGUUUCAAACCCUACUGAACCCUUAACAUAGAAGCAAGAGAACUGGUUGCUUUAGCCCCAAAAAAAGACUAGCUGGGAAAAAAGCUGAUCCAUAUAUUAUUCAUUUUCAAGCAACUUUUAUCAAAGAUCGAGUACAGUACCGAUCAUUAGUUUUACAUCUGUAGAUAGAGCAUACUUGUAAUGCAAUCUCUAUUUAGUAAGACAGGAUGUGAGUUUUGUCGUGUAUUUCUAAGUUACAAACCAAGAGGGUGAUUGCUUCUGUACAAAUGAAAAAGUUUUGCACACACAAGAGAUGGUACCAAAAUWUUAGCAAAUUAAUUGGAAGCAGUUAUUUUUAGCAGGCAAUAUAUGACAAAACUUGGGUUAUGUUGUAGCACAGUAAAUCCAAAUAGAAAGGUUUUUGAUCCGACCAUUUGUUAGAUACCAAAACACAUCAUUUAAAAAUGUAUUUUUCGAACUUGACAAAGUACAUUUUGRUUGUUCAUUUGUAUUAUAGUGCUUCAAAUAUCAGUCACACGCAUGAAAUCGUACAAUUUGCCAUCCUGACGAAAUAGGUUUUGGUGGACGUCAAUCAGUGCGUUUCCAUGACAUUCCAUAGGAACAUACCCUUAAAUGCUUUGUGUUUUCCGACAAGCUGGAAAACCCUUUGAUUGGCGUCCACCAACUCUAUUUUGUCCUGAAAAUUUUUUUCCAAGAUUUUUUGCCUGUGUAAUUCAGAAGCACUUUAAGCCGUUAGACCUAACAUACAUCUGUAGUUUUCCUYCAGUUUUGAUAUGUGCCGACUUCACUAAACAAUGCAACAGCAUUUCCAUACRCAUGUCAUUUUUCUUGUUUUAAGAUGAAAUAAAAUUUGUGUUUAGUUAAA
This is a messenger RNA of Actinia tenebrosa (Australian red waratah sea anemone), 2864 nucleotides long. Its product is annotated as high mobility group protein B3. The record is from RefSeq and is a predicted model, not a curated record. Gene Ontology annotation, biological process: regulation of transcription by RNA polymerase II. NCBI's taxonomy places the organism in Eukaryota, Metazoa, Cnidaria, Anthozoa, Actiniaria, Actiniidae.